Condylura cristata (star-nosed mole) is the source of this 2146-nucleotide messenger RNA. It is a transcript of the gene DFFB, whose product is annotated as DNA fragmentation factor, 40kDa, beta polypeptide (caspase-activated DNase). The record is from RefSeq and is a predicted model, not a curated record. Gene Ontology annotation, cellular component: nucleus; cytoplasm. The transcript has 6 exons. NCBI's taxonomy places the organism in Eukaryota, Metazoa, Chordata, Mammalia, Eulipotyphla, Talpidae. Gene Ontology annotation, molecular function: DNA endonuclease activity. Gene Ontology annotation, biological process: apoptotic DNA fragmentation; apoptotic process. The annotation marks the transcript as partial.
CCCCGAGCUCUCGUUCGGGGGCCGCGUCUCGUUCGCGGAGCAGCUGACCACCACGGGGCAUCUUGCCGCGACGGUCCCGAUAGAAGCCACCGCCCCUUCGGCCCUAGCACCCCCAGUGGCCCCAGGCCCCGGGUUCCCCCCAGCGUCCUCAGACGGGCACCCAGCCGCCGCCCCUGCCUGCAGCUCCCGGUGCCAGGCUCGCGCCUGUGCCUCUACGAAGACGGGUCGGAGCUGACGGCAGACGGCUUCUGGCGCGCGCCCGAGCACUCGGAGCUCCUGCUGCUCACCGAGGGCCAGGCCUGGCAGGGCUACGUGAGCGACAUCCGCCGCUUCCUGGGCGCCUUCCAGCAGCCGCACGCGGGGCUGGUCCGGGCCGCCCGGCAGCUGCUGUCCGGCGAGCAGGCCCCGCUGAGGCAGAAGCUGCUGGCCGACCUGCUGCAGAGCGCCUGCGAGAACAUCGCCGCGGAGACCCGCGCCCAGGACCCGCCCUGGUUUGAAGGCCUGGAGGCCCGAUUCAGGAGCAAGUGCAGCUACCUGAGGCACAGCUGUGAGAGCCGCCUCCGGAGCUACCUGCGGGAGGUGAGCUCGCACGCCUCUGGGGGCGGCGUGCAGGCGCAGGAGGCCUACCUGCGGGCCGUGGACGCCAUGGCCCAGAAGCUGCGGUCCGUGCAGUACAAUGGCAGCUACUUCGACAGGAGCGCGGCGGCGGGCGACCGGCUUUGCACGCCCGAGGGCUGGUUCUCCUGCCAGGGGGCCUUCGACGUGGACCACUGCGCGUCCAGACACUCCAUCAACCCCUACGGCAGCCGUGAGAGCCGCGUCCUCUUCAGCACCUGGAACCUGGACCACGUAAUAGAGAAGAAGCGCACGGUCAUCCCCGCCUUGGCUGCGGCCGUCAGGGACCAGAACGGAAGGGAGGUCGCCUGGGAGUAUUUCUACAGCCUGCUCUUCACCAUGGAGAACCUGAAGCUGGUUCACAUCGCCUGCCACAAGAAGACCACCCACAAACUCAGCUGUGACCCCGACAGGAUCUACAGGCCCCUUAGGGCACUCAGGAGGAAGCGGCCUGCCCUCCAGCACCGCUGACCACGCGUGGGGACCAGCUGGGACUGCAUCGAGGUCCCACUGGCAGCUUCCAGAACACACCGUCUUCCUGCCAAGUGGCUUCAGGCCAUUUCUGAACCUGCUUCGCGCCCUGGGGCUGCUGUCCGGAGUGGGCCCCUCCCAGCAGAGCACCCCUGCCUUCCGGGCCGGGUGGCGCCGAGCCCAGUAUCCCAGCUGCCCUGUGAGCCCGCGGGGGCCUCCGCCGCACCUCUGCUGGCCUGUGUUCAGCCUGUGUCUCUUUGGGGUUAUUUGCACCCCAGAAUGCUCAGAUAGCCAGUACCAUGCUGCCCAUGAUCGUCCACGGCGACCCGCAGAUACCAGUGGGGGGGGGGUGUGGAGCUUGUGGGUGUUGGGCUCUGUCUCGCUGUUGGGGCCCACACCUGGCCCGAUGUCGCCCGGGACUGGGGGGCGGGGGGCGGUGGGCAGGGGCGCCCUCUGCACGGCGGGCAGAGCUUGGCUGUGGGGAGCGGGUGGGUCCGUGGCCCUCUGAUGCUCAUCGAGCCACGCCUGGUGAUACUUGAAGUUUCGGAAGAAGGAGCGUGUUAUCUACUCCAAAAGUUCCCUCUGAGCAGCUCUCCUGAAACGAAACACCAAAUUCGCUUUUGAAAAUGAGACAUUUUGUAACGUUUGCAUUUUCACAUGUAUUUUGUAAUGAAAAAGCAGAGAAGGUUUUUCAAAAAUAAACGCUCAGCAGAGUGUACCUGAUGAGAAUGACCACACAGGGACGCAAACAGAGCAGUGACAGACAGCUGGCCCAAGGAGUGCCGCCCCUCCCCACCCCACCUCCAGGAGCUGCUCUCUGUCUGAGGUCUGAGGGCGAGAGCUUUCUGGAGCUCCAGCGGGCCCUCUGGAGGGUGGGUCCAUCCCCGGAGCGGCCGGGCCUCCCUCUCUCCCUCUCUGUGGCCAGUGGGCCUCUGGCACUGCCCCUCCCGCCUGCAGGGCUCUCGGCUCCUGCCCCUUUACCCUAACCCGGUUUCUUCUGGCUUCACUUUUGCAAGAGGCCAGAGGCCAAAAACCCUCUUUGGGCAGUGGGGGACCUGCG